Messenger RNA from Ilyonectria robusta, 741 nucleotides. Its product is annotated as RNA ligase/cyclic nucleotide phosphodiesterase. The transcript has a single exon. The record is from RefSeq and is a predicted model, not a curated record. Lineage: Eukaryota; Fungi; Ascomycota; Sordariomycetes; Hypocreales; Nectriaceae. Bases 1 to 741 code for a protein of 246 amino acids.
AUGAUGUCGCCCUCUAUGACCACCACCGUGGCCACUGCUAGCCGGCCAACCUAUCCUGUGGGCGUUCCCAUCAAGUUUUCAGCAGAUGGUGCUGUCCAACGAUACCCUGGAAACACAACCGUCUGCCACAUACCGGCUGGCUCACCUCUAUUGCCCGGCCUUCAUCGCGUCCACGAUACUCUGGGUUCUCAUCCAACACUCUCCCGGAUGAUUCGUCUUGUGCCUCAAGAAUCAUGGCACAUGACCGUUCUCGAUGGCGUUCGUGAAACGGAAUGCGAGCCUGGAAUGUGGCCGCAGGGGCUGGAAAAGGAGCCCCUUGAGACCUGUACCAAGGAGUUCUCGCGGAGCCUGAGACAACUCGGGCCAGAGCUGGAGAAGGAAGGCCUAGCUCCGCCGUACCGAAUGCGUGUUCGGGGCUUUGACCCUGCCGUCGUCGGAGUUGGGCUUGAGGUGGAGGGUGCUACAUUUGAGGAACAGCAACGAAUGAGGAAGCUCAGGGACAGGCUUGCAGAUACACUGGGCUUCCGAGCGCCGAAUCACUUGACGUACCAGUUUCAUGUCACCAUUGCUUACUGGCUGCGACACGUUGAUGGCGAAGACAGGACUGAGCUGAACAAAGUGUUUAAAGAGCUUCUCCCUGCCGUUAACAUGGAAUUCGAACUUGGAGCGGUGGAGUUUUGCACCUUUGAGAACAUGUGUGCGUACCCUAGACUGUUCUAUCUUGGUGAUGCGAGGGAAUAG